This is a messenger RNA of Lichtheimia ornata, 1392 nucleotides long. RefSeq lists its product as uncharacterized. Gene Ontology annotation, molecular function: GTPase activator activity. Gene Ontology annotation, cellular component: cytosol. The coding region runs from base 1 to 1392 and encodes 463 amino acids. The transcript has 6 exons. The record is from RefSeq and is a predicted model, not a curated record. Gene Ontology annotation, biological process: positive regulation of GTPase activity; positive regulation of TORC1 signaling. NCBI's taxonomy places the organism in Eukaryota, Fungi, Mucoromycota, Mucoromycetes, Mucorales, Lichtheimiaceae.
AUGAACGCUCUCAUUGCAUUGCUGCACUUUUGUGAAGUCCAUGGCCCCUCAGUUGUCUUUUGCACUCAACCAACUCAUAACAAUGAACACCGUCAACAGCAACCCAACACCUCCUUUGCUUCCGAUGCAUCCGCCAUUGCAACUGUCAUGAGCAAGCUCACCAUGGCCACCAACCCCAACACAAACAACAAUAAUAAUACCAGCACUAUCAGUAUACCUACCACCUUCAAUAUGGAUAAGCAACAUUUGGGUAUGCCAAGUUCUUUAUCGUCAACACCCUCCACGGCUGAACCACCGACACCUCCCAGUACAAUACCCCGUGUAUCAUCACCUGUACCGCCCUGGAAGAAACCUGGUAGCAGUAAUAGUAAUAUUUGUGUACAACAACAACAACAACUUCCAACAUCUUCAUCAUCAUCGUCAUCAUCAAUCAUCAUCCCUUAUUCAUCAUCCACAACAACAGCACCUCCCAUCUCAUGUCGAUCCUCUUCAUCCUCUUCAUCCUCAUCCUGCUCAACCACAUCAUCAGUUACUGCCACUUGCUGUGCAGCAUGCUCAGCCCAAUUACCACUUGUGCAACCCACCACAGAAGGUGUUCCAUCUGAAGCUAAACGUCUGGUGACAAGAGAUAGCGAAGAUCCUUCAGUCGAAUACGUUGGUGCUAAAGGGGGUCCACAACAAUUGCAUUUGUAUAAGGCUGUUCGUCUCGCUUGUGUUCGAAGCUUGACAACUGAGUUUUGCCCAGGACGAGAAGGACCCGUGUUGUUUGGUGAUGAAGAAAAUGGUUAUGUGAUGAGCUAUCUAUUCAAGAUCAGGGAUGCACAAGCAAGAGGCGAAGCUCGAUUCUAUGCUAUCAUGAUUCUAAUGACGGAUCGCGUGUUUUUAAUCUCAUGUUGGCCUUUUCUUGUCAGCUCAUUCCGAUCCAUGGCCAUCAAUCUGCAAGAGAAAGCCGACACGAUCUUUCAACGAGAAAAAGAAGUUCGCGAACGAGUACAUCCAUUUGCCAAUCGACGUGUAACAGCUCCUAUCACUCAAGAGCAAUUCUUACGUCGACGAAGCAAUAGCGCAUCUCUACGAUCCUUGGUGGAUUUAUUAGGCAUCAAGGAUAUCUAUCUACAAAUCCAUGUGCAAUUUUGUUACAUCUUGAAACUUUCAGCGCGGAGAAGGAUGGAAAAGGUUACUCCCGGAAGAAGCCCCAGCGAGGCAUACCUGAAAAUGCAAGAGGAAUAUAGGAGGAAACGGCAUCAACAGCAACAAAAACAUUCGUCAAAUGACUCGCAAAGUGAUGACAAAACGUCGACAAGCGCUACCACCACCACUGCAUCCUCCAUCCUUUCUUCAGCAACAACAGCCAAGAUCAAUAAUCUCAUACCCUCUUCAUCUGGCUCAUGA